Messenger RNA from Capronia epimyces CBS 606.96, 378 nucleotides. RefSeq lists its product as uncharacterized. The record is from RefSeq and is a predicted model, not a curated record. The coding region runs from base 1 to 378 and encodes 125 amino acids. Lineage: Eukaryota; Fungi; Ascomycota; Eurotiomycetes; Chaetothyriales; Herpotrichiellaceae. The transcript is spliced from 2 exons.
AUGCAGAACCAGAUACAAAACCAGCUGCAACAGAUCGUUCAAAUGCAACAGCGGAUGUUUCAGGUCCAGCAGCAAAUGCAGCGCCAGAUGGAUCAAAAUUUCGCCAACGUCCACACCACUCAACGUGCUAGCGAAUUUAAUUCCAUCGCCAGACUGCAGAACUCUGCUGCAAAGCACCAAGGGUCUACUCUUACUGCACUUCAUGACACGUUCACGAAUCUUGUUAUUCCUGGCUUCCCACAGACUUGCGCCGCCCUUGCCGCUCUGGACGAAGCCCAAAUUGACGCCAUCUUGACCGCCCUCGGACUGGAUCUCCUAGGUACUCUGGCCGAACGUCGAUCUCUCCUCGAAUUUUUCAUUGGGGUUCCAGACACAUAG